AGGAGGCGCGCCCCCCGCCCGCUCCGGGCAGGCCCCGCCCCGCCCUCCGCUUCCUCCCGGGCCCCUGGCACUGCGGCCACUCGGGCAGAAGAGCCGGAGCGGGCGAGGCGGCUGCGGCGAUGGCAGGGAAAGAGUUGGAGCGAUGCCAGCGGCAGGCGGAUGAGGUGACAGAAAUCAUGCUCAACAACUUCGACAAGGUCCUGGAGCGUGACGGGAAGCUGGCGGAGCUGGAGCAGCGUUCAGACCAACUCCUGGACAUGAGCUCAGCCUUCAGCAAGACAACCAAGACUCUGGCCCAGAAGAAGCGCUGGGAGAAUGCCCGGUGCCGGAUCUACGUGGGGCUGGCAGCGGGCGUUGCCCUGCUCAUCCUCCUGAUUGUGUUGCUGGUCAUCCUUCUCCCACAAAGCAGCAAGGGCGGCAGCGCCCCACAGGUCCAGGAUGCAGGCCCUGCCUCGGGGCCUGGGGAAUGACCCAGCAGGGCCUGGAAAGAGGCUGAAGAGCCACAUUGGCCAGUUCUGGUCUUCAGAGAACCCUGGAGUUUGCUCCCCUCUGAGCCACCCCAGUGAGCAUGGAGGGCAGCUUCAAUGCGUGCACCUUGGUUACUUCCUGUCAUACCACAGACUGGCCCUUGAGGGCAACCUGCUGCACUGGCCAUGCCAAGCCAGCCCCCACCUGGAGCUUAGUAAAAACCACUGUUUGGGUAAAAA
Molecule: messenger RNA, 707 nt
Organism: Capra hircus (goat)
Lineage: Eukaryota; Metazoa; Chordata; Mammalia; Artiodactyla; Bovidae
Gene: VAMP5
Product: vesicle associated membrane protein 5
Exons: 3
Coding region: 120-470 (116 amino acids)
Biological process (GO): Golgi to plasma membrane protein transport
Cellular component (GO): plasma membrane
Source: RefSeq, a predicted model, not a curated record